Messenger RNA from Raphanus sativus (radish), 4329 nucleotides. RefSeq lists its product as uncharacterized. Lineage: Eukaryota; Viridiplantae; Streptophyta; Magnoliopsida; Brassicales; Brassicaceae. Gene Ontology annotation, molecular function: DNA helicase activity. Gene Ontology annotation, biological process: DNA repair; telomere maintenance. The transcript is spliced from 5 exons. The record is from RefSeq and is a predicted model, not a curated record.
AUGUGGUAUGGUGAACGCAUAGAAAAGAAAAGGAAGACUAAAAAGCCCAAAUUUUCUUUGUGUUGUGGACAAGGUCAAGUUCAGUUGCCAUUGCUAAAACCUUCGCCUACCAUCUUGCAAACAUUUCUUACAGCUGACGAUCCGUUGAGCAAAUAUUACAGAGAAAAUAUCAGGCAACUGAACAUGGUUUUUUCAUUUACAUCACUUGGUGGUAAAGUUGAGCGAUCAUGCACGGCAGGACCACAAAUGUUUCAGUUACAAGGUGAGAACUAUCAUUUAAUGGGAAGUUUAAAACCACCAGCUGGAGACAAAGCAAAAUUCUCUCAGCUAUACAUUGUUGACACAGAGAAUGAGGUUGAUAAUAGAGCACAUAUUAUCGGGAAGUACAAGAAAACAGCUGAAAAGACCAAAAAGGAACAAAUACGGAAACAAGUGAUAGACAAGCUUAUGAAGAUGCUCGACGAAGUUAAUCCAUACGUUCAUCAGUUUAGAUCAGCCCGUGAUAGGUUUGAUAUCAAUACCCAGGAAACAUUUCAUAUGCGAAUUAUAAGCAGUCGAGACAAGGAUGGAAGGACAUAUGAUACACCGACUGCAUCUGAAGUAGCUGCAUUAAUUCCUGGAGAUUUCAAUAUGGAAAUGGAUAAAAGAGAUAUUGUUUUGCAAGAAAAACAAACAGGAUAUCUUAAGAGGAUAAGUGAGAUUCAUCCUUCGUAUCUAGCACUUCAGUAUCCUCUUAUCUUUACUUAUGGUGAAGAUGGUUUCAGACUUGGUAUUAAAAAGAGAGAAACAGAAGCUACAUUGUUGCUGAAGAGGUCUAAUAUUAGUAUGAGACAAUGGUAUGCAUUUCGGACUCAGGAAAGAGAAAACGAAUGUCAUACGCUGCUGCACUCUAAGAGGUUGUUCCAACAAUUUCUGGUCGAUGGUUAUACAUCAAUAGAAGCAAAUAGGCUGUUAUACAUGAGGAUGAACCAGAAAAGCCUUAGAUCCGAUAGCUUUGAUUCCAUUCAGCAGUCUGGACAGUCAGGAAAGACGGACAUGCAGGAUCAAGGAAAUCGUUUGUACUUACCAGCGUCAUUCGUUGGAGGGCCAAGAUACAUGAAGAACAUGUAUCUAGAUGCAAUGGCGAUAUGCAAACACUAUGGUUUUCCGGAUCUGUUUAUAACCUUUACAUGCAAUCCAAAGUGGCCUGAAAUCACCAGGUAUCUAUCACCGCGCAAACUAGCAGCUGAGGAUAGACCCGAUAUUAUUAACAGGAUUUUCAAGUGUAAAUUGGAUUCUCUAAUGAGUGCUCUGACAGAUGAACAGCUAUUGGGAAAGACAGUUGCCUCAAUGUAUACUAUUGAAUUCCAGAAACGUGGUCUACCCCAUGCUCACAUUCUGAUAUUCAUGCAUCCUCAAUCUAAAUUUCUGACCACCGAUGACAUUGAUAAGAUCAUCUCAGCAGAAAUUCCAGAUAAGAACAUAGAACCAGAGUUGUUUGAAGUUAUAAAGGAUAUGAUGAUUCAUGGUCCUUGUGGUGCAGUUAACAAGAACUCCCCUUGCAUGGAAAAUGGUAAAUGUUCUAAACUUUAUCCUAAGGAUCAUGUUGAGAAAACCUGGAUCAAUAAAGAGGGAUUUCCUGUUUAUCGAAGACGAGAGCAAACUGAUCGCUUUAUAGAGAAAAAUGGCUUCAAAUGUGAUAACAGAUAUGUCAUACCAUAUAACAAAGAAUUAUCCCUUCGUUACCGAGCUCACAUUAAUGUCGAAUGGUGUAAUCAAACGGGCUCUAUUAAAUACUUAUUCAAGUAUAUUAACAAGGGUCCAGACCAUAUUACUGUCACUGUUGAGCCGCCUGAGAAAACAGCUCCAACUGUCACUGUGGAUCCGUCAGAGAAAGCAUCAACAAGGCAAAAUGUCUCUAAAGUUAGAGCUGUAAAGGAACCAGAGAAAAACGAAAUCAGAGACUUCUUUACUGGCAGGUAUUUUUCAUGUUCCAUAACCUAAUACUAAUAUAUAAAGUCUGUUUGAAAUUCCAAAUUUGCCUUCAUUUUUUUUUUCAGAUAUGUGUCCGCCUGUGAAGCUUCUUGGAGGAAUUUCAAGUUUCCUAUUCACUAUCGAUCACUACCAGUUGAAAGAUUACAGUUUCAUUUACCCGGAAAGCAGACAAUAAUCUUCAAGGAUGAUGACACUUUUGAGGAAGUGAUAAGUGAAAAGCUUAUUGAGAACACAAUGUUCUUAGGAUGGUUUGAGUUAAACAAGGUCAAUGCUCUUGCCAGAACACUCACUUUGGCGGAAAUUCCAAUGUUCUUCACUUGGAAUAAAAAGGAGAGGAAAUUCAAUAUCAGGAAAAAAGGUUUCUCUAUUGGUAGGAUCAACUAUGCUCCAAGGAAGAUUGAAGAAGCUUUUUAUUUGCGUGUCUUGCUCAACAUUGUUAGGGGUCCAACAUGCUUCGAGGAUAUUAGAACUUUCAAUAAUGUUGAGUAUCCUACAUACAAGGAGGCAUGUUUUGCAAGGGGUCUGCUAGAAGAUGAUCAAGAGUAUAUUGACGAUAUUGUGAGGGCGAGUUUCACAGAAUCAGCAUCAUCUCUGCGUCAUGCGUAUGUGGUAAUGCUCAUGUCUGGUAGUUUGUCAAAGCCCGAAGAAGUUUGGGAACAGACAUGGGAAUAUCUAUCUGACGAUAUUGAAUAUAGACGGAGAAAGCUUUUAAACAGACCAGGUUAUAUAAAACGGUUUACUCUUUUGGAGAUGGAAAAGAUUUUAAGGAGUCAUGGAACAUCUUUAGACCAAUGGGACAAUAUGCCAAAGCCCGUUCUGGAUAAUGGUGCAAGUGACAAUGUCUUGAUUUUGGAUGAGCUGAGUUAUGAUAGGGAUGAGUUGAAAGCUGAACAUGACAGGGACAUUGGAAAAAUGACAGAGGAGCAAAGGCAAAUCUACGAGGAGAUUGUUGAUGCUGUCGUGAAUGAAAAAGGAGGUGUCUUCUUUGUUUAUGGAUUUGGUGGUACAGGGAAAACUUUCCUGUGGAGGUUGUUGUCCGCAGCUAUAAGAUGCAAGGGAGAAAUAUGUUUGAACACUGCAUCAAGUGGGAUAGCUUCUCUAUUGCUACAUGGAGGAAGGACAGCACAUUCUAGGUUUGCAAUACCUAUAAACCCAGAUGAGUAUUCUACUUGCACACUUAUUCCAGGAAGCGAUCAAGCUAAUUUGGUGAAAGCAGCUUCACUUAUCAUUUGGGACGAAGCACCCAUGAUGAGUAGACAUUGUUUUGAAUCUCUCGAUAGAAGUAUGAAAGACAUUAUGAAGACCAAUGACAACAAACCUUUUGCUGGAAAAGUUGUAGUGUUUGGAGGCGAUUUUAGACAGAUACUGCCUGUCAUUCCCGGUGCUGGAAGAGAAGAAAUUGUACUGGAGUCUCUAAAUUCGUCAUAUUUAUGGAAGCAUGUCAGAGUCAGGCAGCUUACAAAAAAUAUGAGGCUACUUUCAGAGAAUUUGACGGCUGAAGAUGCAAAGGAUCUAAAAGAUUUUUCACAGUGGAUCUUGGAUGUGGGAGAUGGAAAGAUUGGCAAAGAAAAUGAUGGAGAGACAACGAUUAAUAUAUCAGAUGAGUUUCUUAUUACUGAUGUAGAUGAUCCAAUAGAAUCCAUCAGCAAAGCUGUAUAUGGGGAUGUUGUUUCUCUGCAACAGAUUAAAGACCCUAAGUUUUUCCAACAAAGAGCGAUUCUCUGUCCUACAAAUGAGGAUGUCAACAUCAUUAAUCAGCAUAUGCUGGAUAAACUUGAAGGUGAGGAAAGAAUUUUUUUUAGCUCCGACUCCAUAGAUGCUUCUGAUCGAUUCUCAAUAAAUGACCAAGCUCUCACUCCAGACUUCUUAAACAAAAUCAAGACAUCUGGUCUGCCAAAUCAUAGUCUUCGAUUGAAAGUCGGGUGUCCUGUGAUGUUGCUUAGAAACAUGGAUCACACGGAAGGAUUAAUGAAUGGUACUAGACUACAGAUUACAGAGAUGUGUGAUUUCAUGGUGAAGGCAAAAGUAAUUACUGGACGAAAUGUUGGUCGUACCGUGGUAAUUCCUAGACUUUCUAUCACACCAUCAGAUAAGAAGUUGCCUUUCAAAAUGAGAAGGCGACAACUGCCUAUUGCUGUUGCAUUUGCUAUUACCAUCAAUAAGAGUCAAGGCCAAUCUCUAUCCGAAGUCGGUUUGUAUCUACCAAGAGAUGUUUUCUCUCAUGGACAGCUAUACGUGGCAAUUUCCAGGGUCACAUCGAAGAAGGGUUUGAAAAUUUUGAUUCUUGACAAUGAAGGCAAACCGCUUAAGACUACAAAGAAUGUUGUCUUCAAAGAGAUUUUUCAGAAUCUCUAA